Molecule: messenger RNA, 828 nt
Organism: Aspergillus bombycis
Lineage: Eukaryota; Fungi; Ascomycota; Eurotiomycetes; Eurotiales; Aspergillaceae
Product: SDR family NAD(P)-dependent oxidoreductase
Exons: 4
Coding region: 1-828 (275 amino acids)
Molecular function (GO): oxidoreductase activity, acting on the CH-OH group of donors, NAD or NADP as acceptor
Source: RefSeq, a predicted model, not a curated record
AUGUCUGAUUCCCAGAUUGAUCCUGAUCAGUUCACCCGCGCGGGGUCUAUCACCAAGGACUACUACCGCGAUGUCUAUCCCACCAUUGAUCCCACACGGUCAGAGCUCUCCCAGACGGGCAAAGUGACCAUUGUCACGGGAGCCGGAAAGGGAAUUGGACGAGCCAUUGCACGAGCUCACGCACAGUCUGGGGUCAAGGGGCUGGUCCUCAUUACCCAAUCUACUCAGUCAGCCAAAGAGACGAAAGCUAUUGUGGAAGCUGAAUUCCCCGCCGUCGACGUGCUGGCCUUGCCUACAGAUAUCACCGACGAAACGGCACUGGCACAGACUUUCGCGACUAUCAAGGAGAAGUUCGGAACCGCGGUACACACUCUGGUCAACAAUGCCGGCGUCUUUGCUUCGGUGGGGCCCGUGGCCGACUCCGACUCCACCACGUGGUGGAAGGACUUUGAGGCCGCGGAUUUUCAGCCCACCAUCGUGAACUUCAUCAGCACGAUUGCCCUGACGCCCCCGGGACUGAGCAGCUACUUCAUCAGUAAGCUUGGUGUGGCCAAAUUCACCGAGUUUAUUGCAGCGGAAAACCCCCGGGUGGCGGCCUACAGUCUCUCUCCGGGUAUCGUCCUCACGAGCAUGACGCUGGAUGGGUUUAAGCCAUUUGCCAAGGACACACCGGAGCUACCCAGCGCCGUGACCGUGUACCUGGCAGCGAAACGUCCACAAUACCUCAAUGGACGCCACCUCUCCGCCAAUUGGGAUUUGGCAGAGCUCGAAGCUCGACAAUCUGAGUUUUCCUCGUCGGAGAAGCUGACAGUUGGUCAAUUUAUCUGA